AUGAAGAGACCAAUACCGUGGAGCGAUAAGGAGGAUGAUUCUUCAUCUGAUAAAUCGUCGUCUUCGGGUUCAGAUUCAGAGAGUGCAGCUGACAAGAAAUCGUCGAAACAAAAAAAAUCUAAAGUCAAGUCUGGAAAGCGUAAGAGUGGUGGUGCUGUGGACUUUGAAGCGUUGAGACAACAUGGGUAUAAAGGGGGGUUGUCAGUCCUGAGUGUGCCAACACCAAAAGAUGACACUAAACCAGACUGGACUUGGUCUACUGGCAAAGAGCGUCGUGAAACCACAGAUGUUGAAGAAUCAUUCGAAGAACGUCAGAAAACAAGAGCUGCAUUGAGGGAUGGAGAGGAGUUGAUGAAUGUGCAAACUUCCAAAGAGAAGAGAAAUCUGUCAUUCCAGCAGAAGGAGAAGAGGAAACGAGAGCUUGGUCAGGCAAGUAGGGGGAAGAAUUAUGUUGAAGAAGAGAAGAGGUUGUUAAGGGAAAGCGGUGUCUAUUCUGGUUUUGAUACAUGA
Dovyalis caffra is the source of this 510-nucleotide messenger RNA. Lineage: Eukaryota; Viridiplantae; Streptophyta; Magnoliopsida; Malpighiales; Salicaceae. The record is from the annotation of a GenBank genome assembly.